Equus caballus (horse) is the source of this 1883-nucleotide messenger RNA. The record is from RefSeq and is a predicted model, not a curated record. NCBI's taxonomy places the organism in Eukaryota, Metazoa, Chordata, Mammalia, Perissodactyla, Equidae.
ACGGAGAAACGUCAGGAAGCCUCAAGUGGAGCCAAGGGGGAGGGGCAGCAGGAGUCGGAAGAAAAGUGGAGCUCUGCAAGCUUACAGACAAGGCCUGAAAGCACUGGCAGAAGCUUGCGGGCUGACUUCCCUUCUGCAAAGGCUGCCUUCCAACGGUGCCUGUCAUCGGCUGUCCUGUCCACACUCCCCUGGGGACGUGUGGAAACCAGCGUCCGCCAGAGCCCAGCAGCCAUGCAUGGAGCCCCUGGAAGACGCUGUUCACGCCGCGUCUCCAGCGCUUUCCCCGGCUCCUCUGACCGAGCACCCUCCCCCUCCACCGGGCUGCACCUCUGGAGGGGCCCACUCAAAAGCCACCUCUGUCACCGUCUUACGAAAACCUCCUCAGCCCCCAGCGGGGGAGAAACAAAACAGGCUCCAAACUCCAGAGUCCCUUCCUAGCCUGGCCCUUCCCCUCCCUGCUCCGUCACCAGCCUGGGAGAAAAUCCAGAAGGACCUGGGAGGGUCCCUAACUGUGGGCGGCCAGGGACCCUCCGGGGCCCCUCCGACUGGACAGGUGGGCAGGCCGCCUCUUCUGACCAUCACACGCAGGCUCAUGGGCGGAAGCUGGCAGAGCGGCACCGGAGUCGGGGCUGAGCGAGGCCGUCGAGGCUGGAAAGCAGGUUCCUCCACGGCCAGGACUGAGCCAAAGAAGGAGAGUCGGGCAGGGACCUCCCCAGACCCUGCUGUGGGGUAGCAGGCCUGGAGGGGAGCUCAGCCUCCCAGUCUCCCACAGCUCAAGGGGCCGGGGCUCUUGUGCAGGCCAAGGAAGCCCUUCUCUGGUACCUCACCUGGAGAUCCACACUGCCGGCCCCCUCCAGAACCCGUAAUGUGCCUGGGAGAGAUCCAGUGUCUCCAGGGUCCCGGAAAAGCACCUCUCCACCCACACAUUCGGCCGCAGCUGCCCAAGAGCCUAAGGAGCUGCGCCUUCCAACAAAGCUCGCGAGCCAGCUGGAGCUGCCAGGGAAGCUCCUGGCCCAGAAGCAGCCUCAAGGCCGUGCUGCCGGCAUGCUCCUUCAAGACCCUCCUACUCAUGGUCUCCAUGCCACGUGGUCUCCAGGCCAGGUGCCACAUGCCCUCCCAUCAAGGGCACGGAGGAGCCAGGGGCAGCAGCAGCCCAGGAGACCAAAACGGAAGGCCCCGUGGAAGAGUCAGCUUCCCCCGAUUGAGGAGAUGGAGGAGGAGAUGAGUCCCGGACCGGGAGGGGAUGAAGAAAGACUCGCAGGACCGAGGGCUUCCCAAGCCAGCAGGACGAGCCACCCUCCCCAGGUCGGGGGACUAGGAGACACCCUUGGGAGCAAAUGCCUCCAGCUUCUGCCACACAAGGCACCGGUCUUGCCAGAAGGCCGCUUCACUAAAGGCCUGAGCCGCUUUCUGCCAUGCCUAAGGCCCAGCAAGGAAGACCAAGAACCGGCAGAUCCCCUUCCAGAAGGCAAGCCUGCGGCAGCCACGCCCCACAGCCAGGAACCUGGCAGAAACAGCUCGGCCGUGGAUGGCAGGGCUCUGGAAGCUCAGCAGUCGGGGACGUCCUUUGGACGGGCCCUGCGAGAGAGACUGGGCCUUGGCCGAAGACUUCGUGCCUCCCUGUCAAGGCAACGCAAAGGCCGAUUUCUGGCCUGGCUAGCUGGGCUCUCCUGCUCCCACGGGGUUCCCUGCCUCCCACACCAACGAGAGUGAGGAUCCAUGACAGUCAGCAAGCCACCCGCAGGGGCCACGGCUGUCCUAACAAGAGUGAUUAGAGGAGACGCUGGCAUGGCAACUGGACCUUGCCACCCAGGGAGCCGCGGACUUUCCCACAAUAAACGUGUCUUUUUGGGACAGGUGGUGGCCUCUGUCUGUGCCCUUCU